Messenger RNA from Stylophora pistillata, 2544 nucleotides. Its product is annotated as N-acyl-phosphatidylethanolamine-hydrolyzing phospholipase D. Gene Ontology annotation, cellular component: membrane-bounded organelle; cytoplasm. Gene Ontology annotation, biological process: N-acylethanolamine metabolic process; N-acylphosphatidylethanolamine metabolic process. The record is from RefSeq and is a predicted model, not a curated record. Gene Ontology annotation, molecular function: N-acylphosphatidylethanolamine-specific phospholipase D activity. NCBI's taxonomy places the organism in Eukaryota, Metazoa, Cnidaria, Anthozoa, Scleractinia, Pocilloporidae.
CAGGUAGAAUUAGAUUUCGGAGUCAGCUGUACAGGGCUUAAGUGGAAAGCGGAAGUGUUGAACGAAGCAGGAUCUACGCCUAUGUCGAAUUCUCUUCCAGUUUCAUUUACACAGGGUUUGGUUUGGUAGAUCUUUGGAUGCAGAGCUUUGUAGAAUUCGGUCGAUAAAGCUUCAAAAUAUGGGCUCACGGUUAGAAAAACAAGAUGACAAGAUUGCAGAAAAUACCGACUACCCUAAAGCUAUAAGAGAAAAUGGAAUUUUUAAACUACCUUGGGGAGGAACAAAUCCGUCAGGACUAACUGCGCUGAAAUGGUUCAUGACUUCAACAAAUAGAAGUGGUUUACCAGGUUUCUUGGAAUUAAACACAAAUCUCCCAGUUCUGACUCCAGACAGAGCUGCUUUAGAUUCUCCUCCACCCAAUGAUGUGCAGGUCACCUGGAUUGGUCAUGCAACUGUCCUGGUACAGAUGGAUGGCCUCAAUAUUCUCACAGACCCAGUCUUUAACAGCUACUGUGGAAUGGCCCGUAUGAUUGGGGUAAAACGAUAUCGUCCCCUCCCUUGCACUGUUGAUGAGCUUCCAGACAUUGAUGCAGUUUGUAUCAGCCAUAACCAUUACGAUCAUCUUGAUCACACAACUGUCUGUGAUCUCAACAAGAGGUUUGGGAAUAAAAUCCAUUGGUAUGUGCCAAUGGGGCUUCAUAAAUGGAUGUCAGACUGUGGCUGUAAAAAUGUUGUUGAACUUCAGUGGUGGGACGAACACUCUCAUCCAAAAUUCACUGAUCAGGACAAAGCAGUGAAGUUUGCUUUUACUCCAGCACAACAUUGGUGUCGCAGAGGAAUAAACGACAACAACAAGGUUCUUUGGGGAAGCUGGUCAAUCCUUGGUCCACAACACAGAUUUUUCUUUGCUGGUGACACAGGUUACUGUCCCAUCUUUAAACAAAUAGGCAAGCGUUAUGGUCCAUUUGAUCUGGCAGCCAUACCUAUUGGAGCAUAUGCCCCAAGAGGGUUUAUGCAGUUCCAACAUGUUGAUCCUCAAGCAGCAGUAGAGAUACACGAAGAUGUCCAAUCAAACUUCUCACUUGGUAUUCAUUGGGGAACCUUUAAUCUGUCAUACGAGCAUUAUCUUGCCCCACCAAAAGAACUAAGUGAGACACUGGACAGCAAAGGAAUUCCACAAACAGAAUUUCACACCAUAAAACAUGGAGAGACCAAAGUUAUCACUAGUGAAGAUACAAAAAGGGCUCAAGAAAGACGCAGUGCUGUUGUCUUUGAAUCCUCACAUUAAAAAUAUGAGCUAUGUUUACCAAAAAAAUAAUAAUUCUUACUUAUCAAGUGCGAGGGCUAGUAUACUGGGAAUUACAUUGAUGAAGAUAUAAAAUUAUCUUCAUUGUCUUUGUUUAAAAAGAAAGUGAAGCAGCAAUUUAUCAAAGGUUACUAGACAUCUGUAUUGUCUAUGUAACUUUAAAAUAGAAAUAAUACUGUUUUGCAAUGUAGGAAUUUUAGUCUCUUUAAUAUACUGGUAGUUUAUCUUUGUGUGCGUUUCUGUGUUUCUUUGUUUUUGUGUCCCUGACCUAAACAUUUAAACAUCUUUUCUUUUAACUGGCUUCCUUUCAUUUUUAACUCUUAGGUUAUUUCAGGCAGCCAGCGCCCCUAUCAUUGUCUUUACUAUUAUUAUAAAUCUUUCUUUCUUGUAUAUUUUGGGGUGAAAAAAAUAAAGUUUUUGGGGAAGAUUUCCCUGAGAUCAUGACAGUAUGGACCAAUAAAUGCAAUGAUGUCCAUACGAAAAUGCAAAAGGGUCAUUAUUCCCCUGUACAGCUCAAUCAAGUGAGGUAAUUGAGCAGUUUAUUGUAUGGCACUCCAACCAAACUUGUUUAAUUUUAAUUUGCUGGCUUCUUGAUAACAAAAGUACAUGGUUUAUGGCUGUUUCCAUGGAAAGGGUCUGUAUGGCAAAACCCAGACUAAGUGAAAACCAAUGCUAAAAUGCUCCUAAUAAUGAUAAUAAUAAUAAUAAUAAUAUGUCAUAGAUAUCUCUCUUUAUUGUGAAAAGUCAAGUUUAAAAAAUUGUAAAUUAUUUUGCAUCUGUUUAAAGGUUGACUGUUGUAGAUUUAUUGAGGGUUAAGCUUUGUGCAUAGUGUAGGAAAAAUAUUAUUUGAGACAAAACAAAUAUUUGAGAAUUUGAAAAAGUUUUGAUUUCCUUUUUAAGAGCUUAUUUACUAUCACAAAUUCUAAUUGUUUGAAAUCAGUUGUUAGAACGGUUUUAUAAUUAUGUUAGAUAACCUGGAAAGAGAGACAACAUUUUUGCAUUCAAAAUGAAACAAUUCUUCAUCAGGUAUUUAUAUUGGUUGAAAGUUUUGAAUAAGAUAUUUUUUCCUUAAAUUUUAUAUACUAAAUUAAAUGUAUUUUAUAUUUAUUUAGCCCUGUAAUGUGAGGUGAAAUUUAUUAAUUUAAGUGUCUUACUCACUCCAGCUCUGUAGAUUGAUGUAUGCAUUUUUUUUUUAUUGAGAUCACAAAAAGAUAAAUUAAAUUGUGCUUUAAAUGCUA